AUGUCUGACAUCCGCAUUUCUAACGGGGAGCUGGACGUGGAACAAGAGCCAGUGACCUUCGAGGAGGUGGCUGUGUAUUUCACCAGGGAAGAGUGGGCUCUGCUGGACCCCGCUCAGAGAGCCCUCUGCAGAGCCGUCAUGCAGGAGAACUAUGAGAACGUGACCUCGCUGGGUGUUGGGAUGGAGAGUGAGACCGAGAAGCAGAAACCUCAGGAAGAAGAUGCUGAGCCAGUGGAAACACAGGGGGUAUCAUUGCAAAAAUCCAAAGGGAAGGUGCCCGUGAGUCAUGACCAGGGAAAUGCCUGUGAGAAACAGCUUAGACCAGAGAGGCAGAAGGCAAACAAGUCAGGGAAGAGAGGGGGUAAAUCCAUCCGUUGUUGGGAAACGCACAAAGACCUCAAUGAAACCCCAGCCCAGCCGAGAAACCUCACGGAAGAGAGAAAAAACACAUGUAUUGAGUGUGGGAAAAACUUCAGUAACCGCUCAGGCCUUAUUAACCAUGAGAGAAUCCACACAGGGGAGAGACCGUAUGAAUGCAGCGAGUGCGGGAAAACCUUCCCUCGGAGCUCAGCCCUUAUCAUACAUCAGAGAAUGCACACGGGAGAACGACCCUACGAAUGCUGUGAGUGCGGGAAAACCUUCAGUAACCACUCAGACCUUAUUCGACAUCAGAGAAUCCACACAGGUGAGCGGCCCUAUGAAUGCAGCGAGUGUCGGAAAACCUUCAGUUACCGCUUGGCCCUUACUGAACAUCAGCGAAUCCACACAGGGGAAAGACCUUAUGAAUGCAGUGAGUGCGGGAAAAGCUUCAGUUACCGCUCAGAUCUCAUUAGACAUCAGAAAACCCACACCGGAGAGAGACCUUAUGAAUGCUGUGAGUGCGGGAAAAACUUCACUGACAGAUCAGCCCUUAUUAAUCAUCAGAGAAUUCAUGUGGGAGAGAGACCCUAUGAAUGCUCCGAGUGUGGGAAAAGCUUCAGUUACCGCUCAGACCUCACUACGCAUCAGAGAACCCACACCGGAGAGCGACCCUAUAAAUGCAGCGAGUGCGGGAAAACCUUCAGGCAGAGCUCACACCGCAUUCGACAUCAGAAAAUCCACACGGGUGAAAGACCUUAUAAAUGCUGCGAGUGCGGGAAAAGCUUUGCUGACAGUUCAGUCCUUAUUACGCAUCAGAGGAUCCACACGGACGGGAACAUUGGUAUUAUGAUGCUGAAUGAGACAGUACUGACUGAAGCAGAUUUGAACGGAUCGGAGGAGAAUGAGAUGAGAGAAUCGGUGGUCCUGAUUCUGAGUCAUCAGAUGUAA
Emys orbicularis (European pond turtle) is the source of this 1308-nucleotide messenger RNA. RefSeq names its product zinc finger protein 436-like. NCBI's taxonomy places the organism in Eukaryota, Metazoa, Chordata, Testudines, Emydidae. The record is from RefSeq and is a predicted model, not a curated record. The transcript is spliced from 4 exons. Bases 1 to 1308 code for a protein of 435 amino acids. Gene Ontology annotation, biological process: regulation of DNA-templated transcription.